AUGAGAGUACUUGAGGUGUUUCUCUUGGCAGUGCUGGGCUGCAGUCUGGCUGAAGGGAGACUUGUGUCCAAAUGUGAACUGAAGGACCAACUGAUGACGGCAUUUGGUGCACUGCUGGUGAAGGUUGAAAAAGGGCAGAGUGUGGAGAACUUAGUGGCCAAGAUCGUCUGUCACGUGGAGCUGACAUCACAGUUUAACACCAGUGCGGUGAAACAGCUGACUCCCAGGAUGGAAAACCAUCAUAGUAGGGAGAAAAGGGAAGCAGGCCGUAAGGGCUCGUUUGGCAAGGACGAGCGUGAACACCACUCCGGAGAGCGUGAACACCACUCCGGAGAGCGUGAACACCACUCCGGAGAGCGUGAACACCACUCCGGAGAAAGGCCGCGCCCAUCAAAACCCAGGCACACAUCAACCACCCGUCCCACACCAUCCACCAAUCAACAAUCAACAACCUUAACCAAUAACACAGAACCCAUUCUUCCCACACUAUCCACAAACCCGAACCAGUCUGGUGAGCCCUCAACCACAAUCCAGGCCAGGAACCGACGGGACGUCAAGCCGCCUAAAUCAAACACCCGCCCCACACUGCAUCCUCAUCCCACACCACACACCCCUCCCAAAAACUCCACACGACCCACUCGCCCUUCACACCUGGGUGGGCAUAAGGACCCCUUAAUCACAAUCCGACCCCACGCCAGGGAGCGACGGCACGACAGGCAGCGUCCAUCAAAAACUCACCCCACACUGCCCACUCAUCCCAAACCCUCCACCCGCCCCACACCAUCCACAUACCUUCCACACCUGGACGAGGAGGUCUGGACCCUCUAUGGUCUUUUCCAGCUCAGCAGUCACCUGGUCUGCAACGGCACAGCUCUUUCACCCAACAUCUGUGGGAUGGACUGCAACAACUUGAUUGAUGACAACAUCAGUGAUGACAUCAGCUGCUUGGUUACAUUCUUCAACAAGCUUGUUACGAAAGGUUUCAGGGCGCCCACCCAGAAGGAGUUAAGCAGAAUGAUCAGGCUAAUCUUUCAGGAAGAGUGCAGUAUUCGGGAUGCCUCUGAGUACUUCGCUGAAUGCGCUUAACCCUGAAUACAUUCCGUGCCUAAACUACCACUGGAAAGAUUAACCACCGCUCAAAUGAGUGGCCACUGAUUUAUGACAAUAAUAAAGUGAAGCAUGUAGCA
This is a messenger RNA of Micropterus dolomieu (smallmouth bass), 1187 nucleotides long. RefSeq lists its product as uncharacterized. The coding region runs from base 1 to 1086 and encodes 361 amino acids. The transcript is spliced from 5 exons. The record is from RefSeq and is a predicted model, not a curated record. Lineage: Eukaryota; Metazoa; Chordata; Actinopteri; Centrarchiformes; Centrarchidae.